UCCAGCAAAUGGCAUCCAAAUCCCCUUGUCUUUGACCCGUUGCCAUGUUUACGUCACUUUCAAGUUUUUCAAGUCCCUCCUUACACGCACACAGACCGUCCAAGUCAACGCUGACACCAAAAACAGAGGAGCAGAUCUGAUUGGGAACACAGGCCAAAAAAACAGAGGGUUUGAAGAUGAAAUCUGAGACACUGACGCUGGUGCUAGUGAAUCUGGCCGGAAUUGUGGAGAGGGCCGACGAGUCGUUGUUGCCAGGGGUGUACAAGGAGGUUGGGGCUGCUCUGCACACUGACCCAACUGGGUUAGGCUCGCUCACUCUGUUCCGAUCCAUAGUGCAGUCCUCUUGUUAUCCACUUGCCGCUUACCUGGCUGUGCGUCACAACCGCACCCAUGUCAUUGCUCUCGGCGCUUUUCUCUGGGCCGCCGCCACCUUUCUCGUUGCCAUCUCCUCCACCUUCUCCCAGUAUCUUAGUGCAAGAGCUUUUAAGUGGCCUUAUUUCCACCAAACGGUGGCAGUUUCAAGAGGUUUAAAUGGGAUUGGACUUGCCAUAGUGACACCUGCCAUUCAGUCCCUCGUUGCUGAUUCAACCGAUGAUGGCAACCGUGGUGUGGCUUUUGGAUGGCUACAACUAACAGCAAGUUUUGGCUCCAUAAUUGGUGGGCUUUGUUCUGUGUUAAUAGCACCAACAUCUUUCGUGGGCAUCCCUGGUUGGAGAAUUUCUUUCCUUUUGGUUGGACUAGUAAGUGUAGUAGUAGGUAUUUUGGUCCGCCUCUUUGCGAAUGAUCCAAACUUUUCUGAAGAUCGAUUUCAACACAAGUCUUUUUGGUCAGAAGUUAAAUACCUAACUAAAGAAGCAAAAUCUGUUAUGAGAAUCCCAUCGUUCCAGAUAAUUGUGGCUCAGGGUGUCUCUGGAUCAUUCCCCUGGUCAGCAUUGUCAUUUGCCACUAUGUGGUUAGAACUUAUAGGCUUCUCCCACAAGACAACAGCAUUCUUGUGGACGCUCUUUAUAAUUGCUGCUUCACUUGGGGGUCUGUUUGGAGGAAAGAUGGGGGAUUUGCUUUCAAAACGCUUACCGAAUUCCGGGAGAAUAAUCCUUUCACAGAUAAGCUCAGGUUCUGCCAUUCCUUUAGCUGCAAUUUUACUGCUGGUAUUGCCUGAUGAUCCAUCCACGGCAUUCAUGCACGGGCUGGUCCUGUUCAUAAUGGGAUUGAUUAUAUCCUGGAAUGGUGCAGCAACUAACAAUCCCAUAUUUGCAGAGAUAGUCCCUGAGAAGUCCCGUACAAGCAUCUAUGCUUUGGAUCGAUCUUUUGAGACAAUACUAGCGUCAUUUGCUCCCCCUGUAGUUGGAAUUUUGGCUCAGCACGUUUAUGGUUAUAAACCAGUUCCAAAAGGAUCAUCAAACUCCGUAGAGAUAGAAACGGAUAGAGAGAAUGCAGCAUCACUUGCCAAGGCACUCUAUACGGCAAUUGGUGUUCCAAUGGCAAUCUGUUGCUUCAUCUACUCCUUCCUCUAUUGCACAUACCCGAGAGACAGGGAGAGAGCAAGAAUGCAGACAUUAAUAGAGUCCGAAAUGCAACAGCUAUGGGAAUAUAAUUCUUCUUCAAAAGGAGAGUACUUUGAAGUUCAUGUUUCAGAAACGAAAGAGUUUAACAGCAAUGAAAGAAGUGAGAUCAAUGGAGAUUUUGGAGGAGAAAACAGUCUUGAUCAUUUGGAUGAUAACAACGACAAGAAGUAUUUGCUUUCCCAUCAGCUAACCUUCUCAAAUAUGGGAGAAUGAUGAAGCUGUCCAAGCAGAAGCCGCAUUUAUGUAUCCUUGACAAACUGAUCAAAUGAUGAAAAAGCUUCACCAAUAUACACUCAAGUUCAGAAUCCAGAGAUUUUGCAUGCCACAAUCACACCCAUUAUUUUGUUUCAGAGAUGGGUUGGUCUGUUCCAUGAUUUAAGAAAUUGUUAAUUCUUUUUAAAAUAUUAUCUGUAAACUCUUCUUAAUUAUAAUCUCAACCUCU
Messenger RNA from Corylus avellana, 2007 nucleotides. RefSeq lists its product as uncharacterized. Gene Ontology annotation, molecular function: transmembrane transporter activity. Gene Ontology annotation, cellular component: membrane. Gene Ontology annotation, biological process: transmembrane transport. The record is from RefSeq and is a predicted model, not a curated record. Lineage: Eukaryota; Viridiplantae; Streptophyta; Magnoliopsida; Fagales; Betulaceae.